CCCCAUCUACUGCAAAAUGGGGCUUGCUCCACAUUCCUCCCCCUCUCCAUGCCCCCAUGAACUCCUGGAAUUUGGCUCUAGGGCAUUGGGAGGGAACUCCCCAGAACAGCUCACGAGGAGAGGAGAAAGUGGACCCUUCCAUUGGGGAAACUGGAAUGCUUGCGUAGGCAGAAUGACUUGGAAAACACAAGGUGGAGUACCACCGAUUUGCACAAAGACGAAUACCCAUUAUUAGAACGCAGAAUAAAAUAAGCAUCCAUAUUUAAAAUGUGAAGCAAAGCAAUCCUAUUGAAACAACACCGCAAUGUACAGGAAGGAAACAACAGAGCAUUGUGUAGCAGAUCAUAUUUCUGCUGUCUCAAAAAAGGACAUUUCCCUUUUUCUUUUAGGGUCCAGUGUGCUUUGAAGAUGUCGUUGUUCAUUUCACGGAGGAGGAGUGGGCGAUGCUGGAUCCUGACCAGAGAGCUCUGCAUAAGGACGUCAUGGAGGAGAAUCGUGGGAUCGUGGCCUCUCUUGAUUGUGAUGAAACGGAAAUAGGGAACAAAGGUGACCAUGACAAAAUCCCCAGAGAGGACAAGCCAUGUAAAAAUUUGGAGUGUGCAGAAAUGUGUAGUCAGAGCUCCCAUUCCACUUCCCAUCAACAAAAUCUCAUUGGAAAGAAACUCUAUCAGUGCAUGGAAUGUGGAAAAAGCUUCCGUCACAGCUCCAAACUCACUACCCAUCGAAGAAUUCAUACAGGGGAGAAACCCUAUCAGUGUGUGGAAUGUGGAAAGAGCUUCAGUCAGAACUCCCAUCUCACUUGCCAUCAAAGAAUUCAUACAGGGGAGAAACCCUAUCAGUGUGUGGAAUGUGGAAAGAGCUUCAGAUUCAGCAACGAUCUCACUUCCCAUAAGAGAAUUCAUACAGGAGAGAAUCCCUAUCAGUGCGUAGUAUGUGGAAAGAGCUUGAAGAAUAACUCCAGUCUCACUUCCCAUCAGAGAAUUCAUACAGGGGAGAAACCCUAUCAGUGUGUAGAAUGUGGAAAGAGCUUCAGGAAGAGCUGCGAUCUCACUUGCCAUCAAAGAAUUCAUACAGGGGAGAAACCCUAUCAGUGUGUGGAAUGUGGAAAGAGCUUCAGUCAGAGCACCCAUCUCACUUCCCAUCAAAGAAUUCAUACAGGGGAGAAACCCUAUCAGUGUGUGGAAUGUGGAAAGAGCUUCAGUCAGAGCUCCGAUCUCACUUCCCAUCAAAGAAUUCAUACAGGAGCGAAACCCUAUCAGUGUGUGGAAUGUGGAAAGAGCUUCAGUCACAGCCACCGUCUCACUUCCCAUAAAAGAAUUCAUACAGGAGCGAAACCCUAUCAGUGUGUGGAAUGUGGAAAGAGCUUCAGUCACAGCCACAGUCUCACUUCCCAUAAAAUAAUUCAUACAGGGGAGAAACCCUAUCAGUGUGUGGAAUGUGGAAAGAGCUUCAGGAAGAAGGACAUUCUCACUUCUCAUCAAAGAAUUCAUACAGGGGAGAAACCCUAUCAGUGCAUGGAAUGCGGAAAGAGCUUUAGUCACAGCAAUAGUCUCACUUCUCAUCAAAGAAUUCAUACAGGGGAGAAACCCUAUCAGUGCAUGGAAUGCGGAAAGAGCUUUAGUCACAGCAAUAGUCUCACUUCUCAUCAAAGAAUUCAUACAGGGGAGAAACCCUAUCAGUGCAUGGAAUGUGGAAAGAGCUUCACUCAGACAUCCAGUCUCACUUCCCAUCAAAGAAUUCAUACAGGGGAGAAACCCUAUCAGUGUGUGGAAUGUGGAUGGAGCUUCAGUCAAAGCUCCAAACUCACUUCCCAUAAAAGAAUCCAUUCAAAGGUGGGAAAAACCAUUUUACAGCUUUAGGAGCUAAGAAAUCCGCACCUUUAUUACCUGGCAUUUGGCUGAUUGACAUUUAAUGCCUUUUGAACAUGUGGUGUUUUGUGUUUUUAUUUUGUAACCAUCCUGAGACCUGUGGGUGUAGGAAUAGGUACCAAUGUUUAAAGACCUAGGCGUCUCCCCCCCCCCAUAAAAU
Podarcis raffonei (Aeolian wall lizard) is the source of this 2028-nucleotide messenger RNA. RefSeq names its product zinc finger protein 501-like. The record is from RefSeq and is a predicted model, not a curated record. The transcript is spliced from 2 exons. NCBI's taxonomy places the organism in Eukaryota, Metazoa, Chordata, Lepidosauria, Squamata, Lacertidae. Bases 444 to 1859 code for a protein of 471 amino acids. Gene Ontology annotation, biological process: regulation of transcription by RNA polymerase II. Gene Ontology annotation, cellular component: nucleus. Gene Ontology annotation, molecular function: RNA polymerase II cis-regulatory region sequence-specific DNA binding; DNA-binding transcription activator activity, RNA polymerase II-specific.